AAAGUCCACCAGCAAAGACACCAUGAAAUUCAUUUUCCUUCUGGCAUUCCUGGGCGCAGCAGUUGCUGUCCCUGAUGACGAUGAUGAUAAGAUUGUUGGGGGCUAUACCUGUGCCAGGGACUCUGUCCCCUACCAGGUGUCGCUGAAUUCCGGGUACCACUUCUGUGGGGGUUCCCUCAUCAAUGACCAGUGGGUUGUAUCUGCUGCCCAUUGCUACAAAUCGCGUAUCCAAGUGAGGCUCGGGGAACACGACAUUUUUCAGCUAGAAGGAGGAGAGCAGUUUGUCAACUCGGAAAAAGUCAUUCGCCACCCCCAGUACAAUUCUUGGCUCCUGGAUAACGAUAUUAUGCUCAUCAAGCUGCCACAGCCUGUUGAACUUUCCGCUCAGGUCGCACCCAUCCCCCUGCCCAAGGAAUGUCCAGCUCCGGGCACCGAGUGCCUGAUCUCAGGUUGGGGCAACACCCUCAGCAGUGGUGUUAAUAACCCUGACCUUCUGCAGUGCGUGGUGGCUCCCAUCCUAAGUCAUGCUGCAUGUGAAAACUCUUAUCCCGGGCAGAUCACCAAUAAUAUGAUGUGUGUUGGAUACUUGGAAGGUGGCAAAGACUCCUGCCAGGGUGAUUCUGGCGGACCUGUGGUCUGUGACGGGGUGCUCCAAGGUAUUGUUUCCUGGGGAAUCGGAUGUGCUUUGCCCGAUUACCCUGGUGUCUACACCAAAUUCUGCAACUAUGUCGACUGGGUCCAAGAAACAAUCGCCGCUAACUAA
Molecule: messenger RNA, 763 nt
Organism: Gekko japonicus
Lineage: Eukaryota; Metazoa; Chordata; Lepidosauria; Squamata; Gekkonidae
Product: anionic trypsin-2-like
Exons: 5
Coding region: 23-763 (246 amino acids)
Biological process (GO): proteolysis
Molecular function (GO): serine-type endopeptidase activity
Source: RefSeq, a predicted model, not a curated record